UCCGAAUAACCAUGGACUUGAAGACUGAAGUUACGGCUUUCGAACUCCGACACAGUAGUCUAUAAGUACUGCUUAUCUCCAUUGUCUUCACAAUCACCAAUAGCCCAAUAAACAACGUUCGCACUCAGAAGGACUUGGAUGCGAAGACAUCAGUGCCUGGGACGAAAAGAUUGGUGAUCCAAGAGAAAUGUCUAGCCAAAUACUGGCGCAUCACUUUGGGGAAAUUCCAGGAGCACCUGUCGGGACGACAUGGGCGACUCGCAAAGAAUGUUAUAAUGCCGGCGUGCAUCUUCAAUCAGAGCCUGGUAUACACGGCACUAAGGAAAUGGGCGCAUUCUCGAUUGUCGUCUCGGGUCAAUACAAAGAUGACAAGGAUGAGGGGGACACGAUCAUUUAUACAGGUUCAGGGGGUCACGAGCCCAGUGAUCGUACGCGCGAGCAGGUCCGUGACCAGGAAUGGACGGAUUUUGGAAACGAAGCACUUCGUAAAUCUUCCGAAACAGGCAACCCCGUGCGCGUCGUUCGGGGCUACGAGCUCGAAUCUGAAUUUGCGCCCUGGGAAGGCUUUCGUUAUGAUGGCUUGUACACUUGUACACGUGCGUGGCAAGAAAAGAACAGAGACGGUCAUUAUGUCAUCUGUCGUUACCGAAUGGAGAGAGUUCCAGGUCAAUUACCCUUACGCCGUCGUUCGACGAAUUUCCCUCGUUACAGGCUAUUACCAGGCGAAGUCGUGCAGCCGCCAGCGCCAAUGCCGCCCCCAGUAACUCCCCGUCAAAGAAUCAUGCAGCAGAUUGGGGCCUUGGUAGAUAGUGAUCAACGAACUCACGGCCCCUCCAAAGAGCUCCACCGUUGAGCUCGCUUGUGAACGUGGAAAGGGAACGAGGAACUUGUACGAUAACCCUCGAGUGAAAGUGUGA
This is a messenger RNA of Suillus fuscotomentosus, 917 nucleotides long. RefSeq names its product PUA-like domain-containing protein. Gene Ontology annotation, biological process: protein ubiquitination; negative regulation of gene expression via chromosomal CpG island methylation. Gene Ontology annotation, molecular function: ubiquitin protein ligase activity. Lineage: Eukaryota; Fungi; Basidiomycota; Agaricomycetes; Boletales; Suillaceae. The record is from RefSeq and is a predicted model, not a curated record. The coding region runs from base 188 to 853 and encodes 221 amino acids. The transcript is spliced from 10 exons.